UCAGAGGAAGGCAGCGCGGGGGCGCCGGCGCCGGCCGAGCGGCGGAGGCCCAAGAAAGAGCACAUAUGUCCAAUAUGUACCAAGAACUUUAAGGACUCCACCAAACUAAAGGAGCACAUGCGGUGCCACACCGGCGAGAGGCCCUACCCCUGCAACGUCUGUAACAAGGGGUUCAUCAAAUCCGGCGAUCUGAGAAGACACGAGCGCUCGCACACGGGGGAGAAACCGUAUUCCUGCAAGCUGUGCCAAAAACUGUUCUCGGAAUCAACCACUUUAAGAAGACACGAACGGAUUAUGCAUGGCGAGAGACCGGAAGACUCACAGGUGAAAAAAUACAAACGAUCAACCAAUAUCAAGGAAGAUGUGACCGCCAAUGUGGGCGACAAACCCUUCGCCUGUGAAGUAUGCAAGAAAUCGUUCAUCCGGUCCUGCGAUCUGAAGAGACACGAACGCUGCCACACGGGCGAAAAACCAUAUUCUUGCGCGAUGUGUGAUAAACAGUUUUCGGAAUCUACCACUUUAAAAAGACACGAGCGACAGCACACCGGGGAACUGCCGAAGCCGCGCGAGAGCCUCGAGGCGAGUAUAAAAGCGCGCACGUGCCAAAUAUGCGGGAAGCUGUUCAAGAAAUCGGCUAUAUUAAAAAACCAUUUAAGAACCCACACAGGGGAGAAGCCCUACCAGUGCGCAAUGUGCGACAGAUUGUUCGCACAACAUUCCAACUUGAAAUCACACGAACGAACGCACACCAAUGAGAAACCCUACAUAUGUCACGUAUGCAAGAAGCAGUUCUCGCAACACAGCACUCUGAGGAGACACGAGCGGACCCACAGGAACGAGAGACCAUACUCCUGCGAGAUAUGCAACAAGACCUUCACGCAGGGCAGCACUGUGAAGAGUCAUAUGAGAAUACACACUGGCGAGAAACCAUAUCAGUGCGGGGUGUGUAACAGGACGUUCACCACUUCGAGUAGUUUGAGAAAACACGAACAAACUCAUACCGUGGAAACAAGCAGCGAUUGAGU
Molecule: messenger RNA, 1025 nt
Organism: Cydia amplana
Lineage: Eukaryota; Metazoa; Arthropoda; Insecta; Lepidoptera; Tortricidae
Product: zinc finger protein 135-like
Exons: 1
Coding region: 118-1023 (301 amino acids)
Biological process (GO): regulation of transcription by RNA polymerase II
Cellular component (GO): nucleus
Molecular function (GO): DNA-binding transcription factor activity, RNA polymerase II-specific; RNA polymerase II cis-regulatory region sequence-specific DNA binding
Source: RefSeq, a predicted model, not a curated record